This is a messenger RNA of Clunio marinus, 267 nucleotides long. NCBI's taxonomy places the organism in Eukaryota, Metazoa, Arthropoda, Insecta, Diptera, Chironomidae. The record is from the annotation of a GenBank genome assembly.
AUGUUUUCAAUUUGUGAUAAUGUUGUGCACAGACAUCAAAAAAUGUCUGUAAAACUCAAAGACAAAGACGUCUUUGAACAUGUCUUCAAAACACGCAGCCACAGACAUCAUCUUUUGAAAAAUGACUGCCAGUCAUGUCUGCGUGUUUUGGAGACAUGUUCAAAGACUUCUCAAGAAAAAUUUACUAAAAGCGCUUAUUCUUUCUUGUGUUCCAUAAUUUUUAUCAACUUUCAGUGCAAGUUACAAAAAAUUAUAGCACACUUGUGA